ACUUCCGCCCCCGCGGCAAGGCGGGGAGGUCGGAGAAGUGGAGAGGUGGUGAUCCUGGGGAGGUGGCGGCUCGGAGUCUAGGCGACUGGGCAAGACGGGGCCGGUAGGUGGCGGGAGGGGGCCGGGCCGGAGCUGGCGGGAAGGCCAGGCCCGGAGGCCCCCACCCUGGCGUGCCCGCCCCGGCCGCGGCUGAGGAGGAGGAGGAGGAGGAGGAUGAUCUCCAGAUACAGUAGGAAGACGGUGCCACAGAGCUUGGAGCUGAAAGGAAUAACAAAACAUGCUCUUAACCCUCGUCCCCCUCCUGAGAAACUGGAGGACGUUUCCCCCACCAGUGACAGUCAUGAGAAAGACACAAGUUCCCAAAGCAAGUCUGACAUCACAAGAGAAUCAUCUUUUACAUCAGCCGACACUGGGAAUUCACUGUCUGCUUUUCCAAGUUAUUCAGGCGCAGGGAUAUCUACUGAAGGAAGCUCGGACUUCUCCUGGGGAUAUGGUGAACUCGAUCAAAAUGCCACUGAAAAAGUCCAGGCAAUGUUCACGGCCAUUGAUGAACUCUUGUAUGAGCAGAAGUUGAGUGUGCAUACCAAGAGUCUACAAGAAGAGUGCCAGCAGUGGACAGCCAGCUUUCCUCACCUCAGGAUUCUAGGUAGGCAGAUAAUCACUCCAAGUGAAGGUUAUAGACUGUAUCCUAGAUCCCCUUCUGCUGUUUCCGCUUCAUGUGAAACAACCUUGUCUCAAGAAAGAGAUUCUACUAUAUUUGGUAUAAGGGGAAAGAAGUUACAUUUUUCAUCUUCUUAUGCUCAUAAAGCAUCUUCCAUUGCCAAAUCCUCCAGCUUUUGUUCUAUGGAAAGAGACGAGGAAGACUCUAUAAUCUUCUCGGAAGGAGUAAUUGAGGAAUACCUAGCAUUCGAUCACACAGAUAUGAAAGAGGGAUUUCAUGGGAAGAAAUCAGAAGCAGCUACAGAGAAACCAAAAUUAGGGUAUCCUCCCAUUGCUCCAUUUUACUGCAUGAAAGAAGAUGUCCUUGCUUAUGUGUUUGACAAUGUAUGGAGCAAGGUUGUGAGCUGUAUGGAGGAGUUGACACGUAGUCACUGGGAAGGAUUUGCCUCUGAUGAUGAGAGUGAUGUUGCAAUUACCAGACCCAAUUCAGAAAGUUCACGUGUGCUGAGUGAACCACAUCCUUUGGUGUUACCACGAGUGCCACAGUCUAAGGUGCUGUCCAUUACCUCAAAUCCGAUGAGUCUCUGUCAAGCAAGCAGUCACCAGCCAAAUGUGAAUGGUCUCUUGGUUCAUGGGAUGCCUCUACAGCCAAGAAAUCUCUCCCUAAUGGACAAGCUCCUAGAUCUUGAUGACAAGCUACUUAUGAGGCCUGGGUCCAGUACCAUCCUUUCAACUCGAAAUUGGCCAAAUCGAGCUGUGGAGUUUAGUACAUCGUCUCUGUCAUACACAGUGCAGUCCACCAGGAGACGCAAUCCACCGCCACGAACCCUUCAUCCCAUCAGCACGAGCCAUUCACGUGCUGGAACACCAAGACCUGUGGAAGAAAUCCUCAGAGGAGCCCGAGUCCCAGUGGCAGCCGACUCGCUCUCCUCUCCCUCACCAAUGCCCCUGAGUCGAAAUAAUCUGCUACCACCUAUUGGCACAGCUGAAGUGGAACAUGUGAGCACUGUGGGGCCACAAAGACAGACGAGACCCCAUGGCGACUCUACUCGAGCUCAAAGUGCGGUGGUGGAUGAACCUAACUAUCAGCAGCCACAAGAAAGGCUCCUUUUGCCUGACUUUUUCUCCAGGCCCAACACAACUCAAUCAUUUUUGCUGGAUACACAGUAUCGUCGCUCAUGUGCAGUUGAGUAUCCGCAUCAGGCCAGACCUGGCAGGGGAUCUGCAGGUCCUCAGUUACAUGGGGCUACAAAAUCUCAAAGCAGAGGCGGACCAGUCUCUCGAACCAGGCAGGGACCAUAAGGCAAAUGAGAAGAAUCUGUCAGGCUGCAGGAAACACGAGAUUUCAUGAAGCCGUAUUCAGUCAUCAAGUGAUGUAGAGCUUGUAUAGAAGAUCGACUAGAAACCAUCUUCAUGAAGGGUGAUUUUGGCACAAGUGACUGAAGAACAAAACAGCACAGCCGCCAAAAAUGACAUGAAUGUUUUUUCUAUCUCCAGUUACUGUCUCUUUCAGCAGAAAUUAACCUAUUCCAUUGGAAAGAAAAGUUUGUACCCAAAGAUGCAACAAUGAAUAAUAGCCAAAUCACUGCUCAUGUUGUCUCUUUAACAAUGAUCAGUUCAAUCAUAUAGGAUUUGAUGAGCUCACACAUACAUAAAAAGCAGCAAAUGAUCAGUGACAAUAUCACUGGCUUCAGAAUACUUCAGUUUGUGUUCAUUUCUGGAGAGCUAUACUCAGUUUCAAGUCAUUUUGCUGUCAAAAAUCUGACCUCAUCCAAUAGACAUCAUUCCUAAAACUCUCUUUAGAUGUCCUACCCUAUCAACAGAUUAAAAUGGAAGGGGUGUGUAACUAAAGACAUAAAUGUUAAGCAUUAAAGUAACUUCUGUAAUAAAGUAUAUUGCAUAUUUUUUUAGAUAGGACAGUUCAACCUUAUGAUGCCUACCUGAUGCCGGGUUAUGCUUAUUUUCUUCCUAAAGUAGGUUACUGGUCAUAUCUUUUUUCCAAAUAUUAAAUGCACCUUGCCAGAUAUUCUCCUGCAAUUCUAAGGAAAGGAAGUCAAAAAAUAAUUCGUAGAAUCUGCUAUUGGGCCAAAGUAUAAUUCCCUAAAAGUUUAAGAAACCCUGGCAAUUAAUUCAGCAUAAACAUAUCCUAUAAACAGCAGGAGAGGUACAGCUUUCUGACUUUACUGUGGACCUUUUCCUAAGGGCAUUCAUGAAUGCAGCAACAGUUUUAACUAUGGCUUAAAUUUAUUUUAAAUUUCACUAAAUACAAAUCUUGAUUAUCAUGCCAGUUUUAGAUCUUAUUAAUUUUCAGAAUGGAUAAAUUCAAUAAUCAUAAAUUACAGUAACUUUUUUUUAUACCAAGGUGUUCUAAUGCCAUCAUAUGAAGACAGAUGCCUCAAACAACCUGCAUUAAAUUAUAUUUUUAAUACAAUUAAAAACUAUUUUUAACUUAUUUGUAGUCACAAACUGAAAAUGUGUCGUCUUUACCUUAGAGCUAAAGGCUUAUUUUAUGCAUAUGGCAUAUUUAAUAGUCUAUAAAUCAAACAUUUAAACAGUUCCUUAAAAAGUUCCAUAUAUUCUCAUACCAACUCAUCUACAUAGAAAUGAAAAUCCCUGUAUUGUUCUCACAAACCAUUACCCAAGUUCACUAACAAUUAGAUCAAUAUGGCUCGCCUUUCAAAGUUAAAGAGUCAGAAAGGGGCCUCUAAGAAGUCAUUUAGCCCAAUUCCCUCACCCUGUUUUCCCUUAAAGCCGGUGCAAUUAUUUUUAAACCAAAAAACUGGACAUAUUUAAUACAUACAGUUUGACAAGUUUGUAUUUCACUCUGUUUUGAUGUAAUAACUUUUAUAAAAGGAGACAGAUUCAGACAAGCUCAGUGAAAGACAUUCAGCAAUUAGUGGCAGGACUACAACACACAUCUCUCUAUGCUAGGGAAACCAGGCCCUCUAUUAUAAAGCUGACAGGGGCUAUUGCUUUCCACUUUUCUCUCAUCCUAAACACCAUUCAUAUUUCUUCUAGGUCACAUUUUACUGGGAUCAUUUACAAAGCCCCCAGAACUUAAUCAUCGUGUUUUACUUUUUUUAUUUAAAUAUAUACAACUCUUACAAAAAUGCUUGAAGUAAUUUAACACCCGUACAUCAGUACAAAACCUGGUUGAGUAAAAUGAAGAGAGGGUCUAUUCAAGAUCAUUAAGACCAAAUGUAAACUGGGAAGUAUGUGGAAGACAGCUGUCCAGCAAGUGUUUGGAAGGUGUUCUAGCUGGGUAGAGAGCCUAAUCUAACAGACACGCACACUGCAGAAAACAGCAUGAACAGAACCACAUCUUAGAUAAGAGUUCUGUGUACCGAAGAUCUAUGGAGACAAGUGCUGCCAGGAAGGACACUACCUCCCUCCGCCUUCCCAACUGUCACCACCAAGUUCCUUCUGGUAAGACCUCACACAAUGUCAAGUGCUUUCUAGGAAAUACUAAGAUGGUUGGUCUAGUCAAUCUGAAAAAUUCAGGCUGGAAAGACACCUUUUCUCAAGAGUUGACUUUUGCCUUCAAAUCUUGCCUGCACCUUGCCUACGAUGGCAUCAAUUUACACCUAAGGACCUUUGAAGAGAAAAAUUCCAUUAUUUCUUUUCUUUCUUGAGAGAUUUUUUCCCUCCUCCUUUGGAAGAUUUGCAGUACUUUGCUUCCAUCUGAGCCAGAAAAUUGUCCAUUUCCUUUUGCCGAUCCUUUUGUCUGCUCUGUUUAAGAAGUUAAAACACAAGCUUUCACAACAUUAUCCAUAGACAGAAAGUACUUAGUGGUUGCCAGGGGCUGGAAAAGUGGAGUAACUACUAAUGGGUAGGAGUUUUUUUGGAAUGGUGAAAAUGUCCUACAAUUGGUGUUAAUAAUUGUAAAACUUUGUAAAUACAUUAAAAACCACCAAACUGUACACUUUAAAAGGACAAACAGAUGGUAUGCGACUUAUGUCUUAAAAGAAGAAAACAAAAUAAAACAUUCCAAAGAAAAUAUUAGCAAUAGGAAUCAGAUCAUUAAAGAUGUGGCAACAAGCUACCAAGUUUACCUGAAUGGCUGCCUUCAGGCUAUCCACGCCUUCAUCAAGCCCCAACUCCUUUCUGCUCAUUUCUGCUUCUUUCGCCUCUUCCUGAGCCUGAAACAGAAACUCACAUGAGACUCAGGGCCACCAGAAAAUGCUUAAAAUACAUUCUCUUUCCCAAAAACAAAUCUAUAAUACUGUUUCAAUUUGAGGAUUAUAUGAAUAGACAAAAUGAACAGAAUUACAUAACUAUGUCAUUCAUUAAAAGGCAACAAUGCUGAUAGCAAGCAUAGAUCCUCUGAUUCCAAUUACCAUUUGUUUUUUCCCCAAUUCUACUUACUAGAGGUAGUAAGUACUUUGGCACUCAUAAAUCACAUGGUGAUAAUAGGGAACAUGAGGCCAGAUAUGGUGGCUCACACCUGUAAUCCCCAUACCUUGGGAGGCCAAGGUGGGAGGAUUACUGGAACUCAGGUGUUUGAGACCCGCCUGGGUAACACAGCGAGACCUCAUCUCCACAAAAAAUAAAAGAAAUGAGCCUGGUGUGGUGGUAUGUGCUUGUAGUCCCAGCUACUAGGGAGGCCAAGGUGGGAAGAUGGCUUCAGCCUGGGAGUUCGAGGCUGCACUGAGCUGUGAUCAUGCCUCUGCACUCCAGCCUGGAUGAUGGAAUGAGAUGCCAUCUCUUAGAAAAAAGAAGAAAAAAAGAAAGAAAAUGAUGCAAUUGCCAGGAUACAGGUACUUCCGAUUCCUCCCCCGGAAACCCAAUUUACUACAUGGGACUGGUGGCGCCUUGUGAACAACCCCAGUUUAAAAUGACUUCUGAUUAGUCAGAAGAAACAACAUCAAUAAACUCAGUUUUAACAUUCA
This is a messenger RNA of Piliocolobus tephrosceles (Ugandan red Colobus), 5549 nucleotides long. RefSeq names its product family with sequence similarity 149 member B1 (gene FAM149B1). Gene Ontology annotation, biological process: protein localization to cilium; cilium assembly. NCBI's taxonomy places the organism in Eukaryota, Metazoa, Chordata, Mammalia, Primates, Cercopithecidae. The transcript has 14 exons. Bases 214 to 1962 code for a protein of 582 amino acids. The record is from RefSeq and is a predicted model, not a curated record.